Lachancea sp. 'fantastica' is the source of this 693-nucleotide messenger RNA. The record is from the annotation of a GenBank genome assembly. NCBI's taxonomy places the organism in Eukaryota, Fungi, Ascomycota, Saccharomycetes, Saccharomycetales, Saccharomycetaceae.
AUGUCGUUGGUCACUCCGUUGUAUUUUAGUGCAGUUCAACCUAACUUUUAUAGAGGGUCCCAACCGAGAGAAAUCAACAUACCGUUUCUAGUAACUUUGGGAUUGAAGUAUAUCGUGUCACUCACGCCAAACCCAUUGACGGAAGAUCCAUGUAUGGAGGAGUUUUGCCGAGAAAAGGGCAUCGAGAACGUUUUUAUCGAAUGCAGCGAUGAGAAAGCACCCAAGGACAAGUCGAAAACUAAAGUGAAACGCAAGAAAAAGGCCGUUCCUAUCGAUUACGAUACCGUGGUGCAAUGUGUACAGUUUCUGGCUGACAAAAACCAUUAUCCAUGCUAUAUUCACUGCACUAACGGAGAAUUGGUGACAUCGCUAGUGGUGGCAUGUAUGCGAAAACUGUCGUAUUGGAGCACGGUGUCGAUAUUCAACGAGUUUCUGACGUAUAAUUCGAGUAUCAAUAUCCAUGAGCGUGGGUUUAUCGAGAACUUCAAUCUCGAAAUCGAUAUAAGGGACCUAGACAUGAAAGAUAAAGUUUCGUGGAUGAUCGUACGAUCCAGUAACGUUUCCGAUGCCAGCCACAGAGAUGGAAACAGUGUCGACGGAACACAGCACGCGGGCGCCCACAACUCCAUCAAAUGCAUCGGAAGUUUUCCAGGCAUGCUUCCGCGUCUCAAUUUUCACGGAGUGAGCAGUUAA